This is a messenger RNA of Carcharodon carcharias (great white shark), 1383 nucleotides long. It is a transcript of the gene nit2, whose product is annotated as nitrilase family, member 2. Gene Ontology annotation, biological process: L-glutamine metabolic process; oxaloacetate metabolic process. Lineage: Eukaryota; Metazoa; Chordata; Chondrichthyes; Lamniformes; Lamnidae. Gene Ontology annotation, cellular component: mitochondrion. The coding region runs from base 324 to 1178 and encodes 284 amino acids. Gene Ontology annotation, molecular function: omega-amidase activity. The record is from RefSeq and is a predicted model, not a curated record. The transcript is spliced from 11 exons.
UCAAUAACCAGCUCUGCUCGGAAGCAAGGCGAGCUGAUUGAUUGAUUGUUUUGUAAUUUGCUUCUAAUUUAUUUUAUGCCGAUUUAGCAGGGCUAUAAUCAAAAUAAGGAAACCCUUAUUGGAGCGAGAUUUGUGAUUGUCUGGUCUGGUACAGAUUUUCAUCGUUUGCUCGCCGUUGAUAGCGGAGUCCGUAGUCCAUUUCAAAACAGAGUGAGGGACUACAGCUCCCAAGCGCUUUGCUGCUCGCUGGAAAGUGACGUGACCCAGUCAUUGCGUGAAAAAAAGCAAGUUCCCCAAUUAGUUUCACUGUCAAGGGCUUCUCGAUGUCUGACAACAUGUCAGGAGCGGCAACAAAAUUCCGCCUGGCACUUAUUCAGCUCACUGUGUCACCCCUGAAAGCCAAUAACCUCACCAAAGUCCGAACACUGGUGAAGGAAGCAGCAAUAAAGGGUGCAAAGGUUAUAGCACUUCCUGAAUGUUACAAUUCUCCCUAUGGAACUAAUUAUUUCCCAGAGUAUGCGGAAAAAAUCCCAGGGGAGUCGACCCAAGUGUUAUCUGAAGUAGCAAAGGAGCAUGGGGUUCACCUUAUUGGAGGCUCUAUCCCAGAAGAAGACGGAGGGAAGUUCUACAACACAUGUACAGCAUUUGCACCAAACGGAUCCAUGUUGCUGAAGUACAGAAAGAUUCAUUUGUUUGAUAUUGAUGUACCUGGGAAAAUCUGUUUCCGGGAAUCUGAGACACUUUCUUCUGGCAACACAGUAUGCACCUUUGAUACUCCUUACUGCAAGAUUGGGAUUGGGAUCUGUUAUGAUAUGAGGUUUGCAGAACUUGCUCAAAUUUACACAAAAAGAGGCUGCCAACUUCUAGUUUAUCCAGGAGCAUUCAACAUGACAACAGGACCAGCCCAUUGGGAACUCUUACAAAGGGCUAGGGCUGUUGAUAAUCAGGUGUUUGUAGCAGCAGUAUCACCUGCACGAAAUGAGAAUGAUUCCUAUGUGGCUUGGGGUCACAGCAGUAUAGUAAACCCAUGGGGUGAAGUUGUAACCAAAGCAGGUACUGAAGAAACUAUUGUAUAUGCAGACAUAGAUUUGAAAUAUCUUUCGGACAUUCGUCAACAGAUACCAGUUCUUAAGCAGAAACGACAUGAUCUCUACAAGGUUCAGGCAAUGCAAGAUUGAGUAUCACAGCGUUAAGAUUGGUGAGGUCCUUCAGUCAAUUGCAGUACAUGGAAAUACAAAUCUUCCACUUACCUCAAUUUGGUAUUGAUCCUAAACCCACCUGGAUUUAAAACUGCAGAUGCACAAAACAUCUUUUUUUCCCCACGUAAAGUUAUGUAUUAUUAGGAAGGAAUAAUAAUAAAGUCUUCAGUUUUAAAUGACAAAA